Molecule: messenger RNA, 1587 nt
Organism: Fraxinus pennsylvanica
Lineage: Eukaryota; Viridiplantae; Streptophyta; Magnoliopsida; Lamiales; Oleaceae
Source: the annotation of a GenBank genome assembly
AUGGAAUCUUGCUGUGUGGCCAUGAAAGCUAAAGUGCAACCAAUGCAAACCAAUAAGGGUUUUAGCCAGGAGGGAAAUGGAUUUUGGGGGGAGAAAAUCAGAGGGAGUUUGAAAAAUAAUGCUUUUCGAAAACUGGUUUCGCAGAAUUUAAGAAGUGAAAACAGGGGAAAAGAUUUCAAGCCUGGAGUUGCAUUUUCGGUUUUGACACGCGAUAUCAACAAAGAAUUGGUGGCAUUUGAAGCACCAUUAUUUGAUGAUCCUCGAAAGGCAGAUCCUAAAAGUGUGGCUUCAAUAAUUCUUGGUGGGGGUGCUGGGACUCGGCUCUUUCCUCUUACCAGCAAGAGAGCUAAACCUGCUGUUCCUAUUGGAGGUUGUUACAGGCUAAUUGAUGUACCCAUGAGUAACUGCAUCAACAGUGGGAUACGGAAUAUUUUCAUAUUAACUCAAUUCAACUCUUUCUCCCUUAAUCGCCACCUUGCUCGCACGUAUAACUUUGGAAAUGGUGUGAAUUUUGGGGAUGGAUUUGUGGAGGUUCUAGCUGCCACUCAGACACCAGGGGAAGCAGGUAAGAAGUGGUUUCAAGGAACAGCAGAUGCUGUGAGGCAAUUUAUAUGGGUGUUUGAGGAUGCUAAAAAUAAAAAUGUUGAAAACAUUCUUAUCUUGUCUGGUGACCAUCUUUACCGAAUGGACUAUAUGGACUUUGUUCAGAGACAUAUUGACACAAAUGCUGACAUUACGGUUUCAUGUGUACCCAUGGAUGAUAGCCGAGCCUCAGACUAUGGAUUGAUGAAAAUCGAUGAAUCUGGGCGUAUCAUUCAAUUUGCUGAGAAACCAAAGGGCUCUGCUCUGAGAGCAAUGCAAGUCGAUACCUCUGUUCUGGGACUUCCUGAACAAGAGGCUCCAAGAUAUCCUUAUAUUGCAUCAAUGGGAGUUUAUGUGUUCAAAACGGACGUCCUACUAAAGCUUCUACAGUUGAAGUAUCCUUCAUGCAACGACUUUGGCUCAGAGAUCAUUCCUUCAGCUGUGAAAGACCACAAUGUUCAAGCAUAUCUAUUUAGCGACUACUGGGAGGAUAUUGGAACAAUAAAGUCUUUCUUUGAUUCCAACUUGGCACUCACGGAGCAGCCUCCAAAGUUUGAUUUCAAUGACCCGAAGACCCCUUUCUAUACAUCUCCAAGAUUCUUACCCCCUACUAAAGUUGAAAAAAGUCGGAUAGUUGAUGCCAUAAUUUCACAUGGUUGCUUCUUGCAAGAAUGUAGCGUGCAGCACUCUAUAGUGGGCAUAAGGUCGCGCUUGGACUAUGGUGUUGAGCUUGAGGAUACCAUGAUGAUGGGUGCAGAUUAUUAUCAAACAGAAUCUGAAAUCGCGUCUCUUCUAGCGGCAGGAAAGGUUCCAAUUGGCGUGGGACGCAAUACCAAAAUAAGAAAUUGCAUUAUCGACAAGAAUGCAAAGAUUGGAAAAGACGUCGUCAUUGCAAAUAAAGAUGGUGUCGAAGAAGCAGAUAGGUGCGAUGAAGGUUUCUACAUUAGGUCGGGAAUCACUGUCAUAUUGAAGAAUGCAACGGUUAAAGAUGGAACGAGUAUAUAA